AUGUCGGCUCUUUUUUCAUUAUUAAAAAGAUAUGACGAAUUGAUUCUGAAAAAUGCUUCACAAAUAAGUUCUAUCGAAAGUUCACUGAGGACUUUAACUUACGUGCUACCGGGACGUUUUGCUGAUGCCGAGUUUACUUCCGAAACGUUAUUCGCGUUAUUAAAUUUAAUUGGAUUAUAUCAUGAUUCAAUUUUGGUUCGAGCUGCUGAAAAUUUACCACCAUCAAAAAGACCAAUCCCAUCUCCUCAUAAUAGAUACACAAGAUAUUGGAUAAAUUCUUCCAAGACAUAUCAACGCGCCUCAUUUGCGUUAACAUUCUUACAAUAUACAGACGUUUUGAUGGAGAUGGGUGUACAAAAGAAAUGGGGUAAAGAAGUUAAAUGGAAAUUAAUCAUCGUGAUUGAAUUAAUAAAAGUGAUCUGUCGAAUUUUGCUUCUACAUAAAACUCAGGAACGUACCAUUGUCAAUCCAGCUGUACCGCGACGAGAAAUAGAUCCUUCUAUUUUCAAUUCUGAUGAAUCCAUCACCGAUGCGAAUGGCGUGAAUGAAUUAUCCGAAACUUGGACAGGAAAAUAUACUGGUCAAUUACAUGACAGUAUUUCAGUUGUUCAAAAAGGAGUAACACAAUAUCCUGAUGUCUCUGAUUAUUUAAUGAACAAAGUGUUGAUGAUUGAAGAUGUACGAAAACCUCCCGAUUUGGUUCACAAAUUACAAGGAUUUGGUUCAAUUGGGGAAUUGUUAUAUAUAAUUCGACCUCUCCUUUAUGUUUUGACAUUGAGAAGAUAUGGAAAUCGUUCAUGGCGUCCAUGGUUAUUAUCAAUAUCUAUAGAAUUGACGACAAGAAUUUUAGCAUCUUAUUAUUACAAGAAACGAAUACCAGGUGGAUAUAGAUGGCCUAGAAUCAAUAAUUUUUGUCAAACAGUUAGUAACAAACCAAUUUUGUCAUUAUUUGGAGGAAUUCUUAGAGAUUAUCAACCAUUGUGGGAGAAUAUAUAUUUUUACACAGCAUCAUCAUGA
Molecule: messenger RNA, 1017 nt
Organism: Diversispora eburnea
Lineage: Eukaryota; Fungi; Glomeromycota; Glomeromycetes; Diversisporales; Diversisporaceae
Source: the annotation of a GenBank genome assembly